AUGGCUCCAACCGACAGCAAGAAGCGAUUGGCUUUGGCCAUCAUUGAUUUCUUGGGCUCCAGCCUGAAAGAUGGCACACUCACUGCCGAUGACGCCGAGUCGAUCGAAAUCGCCCAGUCUUGUAUCGCGGAUACCUUCAAGGUUGACCCAACCGAUGAGGUUGCUGUGAAGGAUGCGGUGGGCGGACAAUCGCUGGUGGGGAUUUACAGUGUCUAUGAAAAGCUGCGUAACAAGUCGACAUCGGAGUCAACCAGCGCCGGAGCUCAGGCUUCUCAGGAUGACAAGCCGAGAGCUGGUGUGCCUACACCGGAAUCCGAUAAGCUGAAGUCUGAGGGCAAUGCUCUUAUGGCCAAGAAGGACUACGCCGCUGCCAUCCAGCAAUACACCAAGGCUCUUGAGAUUGCCCCUGCGAACCCAAUCUAUCUCUCCAACCGUGCUGCCGCAUUCUCCGCUUCAAACCAGCAUGAGAAAGCCGCGCAAGAUGCCGAGCUUGCUGCCGCCACUGACCCUAAGUAUUCGAAGGCGUGGAGCCGCCUGGGUCUCGCUCGCUUCGACAUGGGAGACUACCAUGCCGCCAAGGAGGCAUAUGAAAAGGGCAUUGAGGCAGAAGGCAAUGGUGGGAGCGAGGCCAUGAAGCGUGGCUUGGAGACUUCGACGCGGAAGCUUGAGGAGGCCACUCGCACCAGCGAGCCUCCAUCUGAGGAGCUUGAUACUGCUCCCGGUGCCUCUCGCGGCGGCGGUGGUGGUAUGCCCGAUUUGUCCUCCUUGGCCAGCAUGCUUGGUGGCGGUGGCGGUGGCGGUGGCGGUAUGCCUGACCUGGGCUCCAUGAUGAACAACCCGAUGUUCGCCAGCAUGGCCCAAAACCUCAUGAGCAAUCCAGAUAUGCUUGGCAAUUUGAUGAGCAACCCCCGUCUACGCCAGAUGGCUGAGAACUUUGGCCAGGGUGGCGGCAUGCCUGAUAUGUCGAGUCUGAUGAGUGAUCCCAACCUCGCCGAGAUGGCUCGAAACAUGAUGGGCGGCGGUGCCGGUGCUGGGCGACCGGGCCAAAACUGA
This is a messenger RNA of Penicillium paradoxum, 1053 nucleotides long. RefSeq lists its product as uncharacterized. The transcript has 3 exons. NCBI's taxonomy places the organism in Eukaryota, Fungi, Ascomycota, Eurotiomycetes, Eurotiales, Aspergillaceae. Gene Ontology annotation, biological process: post-translational protein targeting to endoplasmic reticulum membrane. Gene Ontology annotation, cellular component: TRC complex; membrane. Gene Ontology annotation, molecular function: molecular adaptor activity; protein binding. The record is from RefSeq and is a predicted model, not a curated record. Bases 1 to 1053 code for a protein of 350 amino acids.